Scophthalmus maximus (turbot) is the source of this 920-nucleotide messenger RNA. Its product is annotated as histone H2B 1/2-like. NCBI's taxonomy places the organism in Eukaryota, Metazoa, Chordata, Actinopteri, Pleuronectiformes, Scophthalmidae. The coding region runs from base 40 to 417 and encodes 125 amino acids. Gene Ontology annotation, cellular component: nucleosome. The record is from RefSeq and is a predicted model, not a curated record. The transcript has a single exon. Gene Ontology annotation, molecular function: structural constituent of chromatin; protein heterodimerization activity; DNA binding.
GCUCGACGUUAUUACAUCUUUGAACACUCAGAGUAGACGAUGCCGGAACCUUCACAGAAGUCAGCGGCCAAGAAGGGCUCGAAGAAGGCGGUGGCCAAGACCGCCGGCAAGGGCGGCAAGAAGAGGAGAAAGACCCGCAAGGAGAGCUACGCCAUCUACGUGUACAAGGUGCUGAAGCAGGUGCACCCCGACACCGGCAUCUCCUCCAAGGCCAUGGGCAUCAUGAACUCGUUCGUGAGCGACAUCUUCGAGCGCAUCGCCGGCGAGGCCUCCCGCCUGGCGCACUACAACAAGCGCUCCACCAUCACCUCCAGGGAGAUCCAGACCGCCGUGCGCCUGCUGCUGCCCGGCGAGCUGGCCAAACACGCCGUGUCCGAGGGCACCAAGGCCGUGACCAAGUACACCAGCUCCAAGUAACUGACGCUCCAACCACCGACCAACGGCUCUUUUAAGAGACACACACUCCGCCAGAGAGACUCAACCGUCCUGAUAUGAAUCAUCAUUUAAGUGUCACUGUACUCGACUGUCGUCUGAUGGUUUGAACUGUCAAGGACCGUUUCAUCCCCUCUGCCGUUGAGGCCCGGGACUCCCACUGACUCCCACUGACUCCCACUGACUCCCACUGACUCCCACCUCCCUUCCCCAUGGACUUCACACGUUAUAUUGACGUAAUCCACCACACACGUAAUCACCUGUCACCCCGAUAUUUAUUGUAAAUAGUGGAUUUUAUUUCAGUUGAUCUUAUUCCACGUUAUUUGUCUAACUCAGUGUUUACAUGUUAACUGCUACAUGCACAUAACAAUUUCCUCUUAUGUAACCUUAACUGAUUCAGGAGAAUUCUGAUGUAAUAAUACAAUUAUAUAAAUACUGAACACUCUGUUUCUUAACGUCACAAUAAAGACUGAAAUAUGAAAUGUGAA